This is a messenger RNA of Cetraspora pellucida, 189 nucleotides long. The record is from the annotation of a GenBank genome assembly. Lineage: Eukaryota; Fungi; Glomeromycota; Glomeromycetes; Diversisporales; Gigasporaceae.
AUGUGGCUUAGAAGACGUCAAUGGACUAUUUGUUUAUUCUUAUGCGAAUCUUUUAUUAUCUUUAUUGCAACUUCUUCAUGCGUUCCAUAUUGUCUUUUGUAUAAUGCUUUAUACACUACGGAAAAUCCACCUUUACCUACUUCUUCAAUGUUUCUAAAAUUAUCACCUAUUACUACUUCGGUAAAAUGA